Neohortaea acidophila is the source of this 2361-nucleotide messenger RNA. Its product is annotated as kinase-like domain-containing protein. The coding region runs from base 67 to 2103 and encodes 678 amino acids. NCBI's taxonomy places the organism in Eukaryota, Fungi, Ascomycota, Dothideomycetes, Mycosphaerellales, Teratosphaeriaceae. Gene Ontology annotation, cellular component: cytoplasm; nucleus. The transcript is spliced from 3 exons. The record is from RefSeq and is a predicted model, not a curated record. Gene Ontology annotation, molecular function: ATP binding; protein serine/threonine kinase activity. Gene Ontology annotation, biological process: meiotic recombination checkpoint signaling; protein phosphorylation.
CAGCUCACAACCAAACGCGCGUAAAGCCAUCUCUGUCGUUUCUGUCCUUUGUGAGGGCGCAACAACAUGAACAGCGCCAGUGUCGGCAAGGAGGCCGGACGGUUGAUACUCUGCUGUACACAGUCACUCAACUCACAGGAAUGCUCGCUCCCUAUCGCGCCAAACGAAGAAUUCGAUGUUGGCAGGCGGCAUUUCGAGGACCACUUCGGCGUAGAGGAUCUCACCAUUUCCGCUCAUCACCUCAGAUUUCGAUGUGUUGUCUAUGAUUCCGAGAAUGAUGGCUACGAUAGCUACGGAGAGGCGCGCGAAGACGAGAUUCGAGUACCUCCCAUGAUUUAUGCACGUGUCUUAUCGUCGAACCCGAUUGAGCUCAUGACCGCCGGCGCGCCGAACGGUGAGUCGCAUGUGAAAGUCUGCAAGGCUGAUGGUGACAAGCUCUUGAACGAUGGCGAUGUCUUGUAUCUCACGCCACAAAUUUCCAUCGUGUUCUGCGCCAAUGGUGUUCAAGAAUCUGUGUCCGAUGCCCUGGAUCCACUGCAACAAAUGGAAGUGAAGCUUUUCGAAGACACCUUUCGCAUGACGGGGCGUAAGCUCGGCUGGGGAGGUCAAUCCACCGUCGUGGUGGCAUUGAAACACCCAGGCGGGCAACAGAUCGCGUGCAAGAUUCCACAUCUCGCCUAUCUGAGGUACAAAUUCGACGAGAUCGAUCAUGACGAGUCUCUGCCCAAACCACGUCGCGAUGCCUACCGGAAGGAUUUUGAGCGCGAGCUCGAAGAGAAACGGGAACAGUUCCUCAGAGAACAUCGCAUCUUACGGCAACUCAGCCAUCCAAACAUCAUCAGUGUGGACAAGAUGAUGUGCACAAACGAUAGCGUUUACAUCUUUGAAGAGCUCCUCACCGGCGGCGAUCUGCUUUCAUACGUUUCAAGGAUCGGGACUCUGGGCGAGGCGCACACCGCGGUCAUUGUUCGACAACUUUUGAUGGCGGUGGCCUACCUGCACGACAAUCAAAUCGUACACCGCGAUAUCAAACCCGAGAACAUCUUGAUGACUUCUUGGCAGAAAGGCGCCCGCGUGGUUCUUACGGAUUUUGGGCAAUCGCGGCCAGUGAUGAAUGCGAAGUCCGUGGAAAGGAAGAGCAUAUAUGCUCGAAUGCAAACUCCAGUCGGGACUGCCGGCUAUCGAGCACCCGAGGUGCUGGAGACUGCUUCGGCGCAUGGGACACUCCAAGGCUAUUCCCAGGCCAUUGACGUGUGGUCUGUUGGCUGCGUCACGGCGUUCCUGACAGCCUCCGAACCACUCUUCCCCGAUCCGCCACACCUCUGCGAUACAAAGCGGCAGCACCCCGGCGACCAAGAUGAAACAGGUAAAUACGGCGUCAGGGUCAUGGAGACCGCAGCAUCAUGGUAUGGUGUGGGUCGCAAGUUGAAAUCGUUCAUAAGAGACUGCCUUCGGGAUGACGAAAGCCGGAGACCAACGGCCAAGCAAGCCUUGCAACAUCCAUGGUUCACAAAUCGUCACUACGCUGCGGAGCUGGAGGCCGCCUAUGAUCGGGCGAUUGGCGAUUGGCAGCCGAGAGAUCACGACGAGAACGCUGUCGUGUACUUCGACACUUCCGAGCUUGCAGACAGGUUAUACCUCGCAGCUCGCAGCAAUGCAGUAGAAGUGAAGUCAAAAUACUGGAAGUCAUCACCGGUUCAAACGUCGACCGGGUUCCAUGUUCGCACAACGAACUUGCCAAUCAGCUAUCGGAAACACGAGCCGACACCCUUGCCAAGCGUGAGUGAAGACACCGUCAUGCGCAACCCCAUUGGCAACGGCACAAAUGCUGCGCUGCAUCCGCCACACAAGACUUCUGAACUACCUAGCACAGUGGGGCGAAUGUCAAUCGAAGACUACGCGCCUCCGCACACUCAAUCGACACGAACACAGCCAGAGCGCGGCUUCUUCCAACCUCAGAGGUGGCCGGGCCAGAACGAGCUGUUUCAGAGAGACGUGAAUGCGACAAACCAGACUAGUCGCCGCAAUGACGAACACUCUAGCGGCGCGAAGUCCUCGAACAUGUUCAACGCACGCCUACGCCAGGCCAUAGACCCGUUCUAAGGCUGCUGUGAAUUGAAGAACUGACAAUCUCUCCAAUGAACCUUACAGUCCUUGCUCCGGCCUUUCGAAAGGCUGUCUAUUGUCUCGCUAACCGACCUGCAAGGAAGCACGUUCACUCUAUCAUGCCUGCUUGGCAUGGCAUUCAUUCGUAGAGACGAGCCCCGGAUACGUGGAUGGUCAUCAUCACGUGAGACUAGAAGUUCGGGGCCAACCUGAUCAGCAAAUCAAUACCAGCCCACCUUCGUGUGACAUCUAGUC